AUGCUAGGUGGCAUCUCAUUGGCCACCCUGCCCUCAUGUAUUUCUCCACAUCAGGAUAUAGACAUAGGUAGAGAUUCGUCGAGCCACGCUGAAUCGCUCAGACAGUCUCUGCCGACAUCUACUAUAUUCUGUACUACUGAACUUAGAGAUACAUAUAACCAGGAUUUUGACGACUUCUCGCUUAUAUACGAAGCAAAGUCCUUCCUACAACAGGACCAGAUUUCUGAUAAGGCCAAGAUAGAUCGCUUCAUUGACCUCUUCAAUUCUUCCUCUACUAUCCAAAAUUCACUGAAAGAUGGAUAUAUCACUUUACAAGAUAUAGUAUCGUCUAUUUCGCCAAGUAAUUACAGUUACCUUUUCUACUUUCUCGUAUCAAGCGGAUAUCAAUUUCAGGAUUCUCAUACAGACAAGGCUAUUCAAUUGCGAGUUCUUCAGAGUUUAGCCAACGGUAAUGACACUGAUUACCAUUUAUUUAUUACAUGUCUAGCUGGGGACAAUAUUUCAGCGACUAAGAAAGUAUUCCAGAGCCAAUAUGGUCACGCUAUGUGUGAAUAUAUGAUAAGGCGUUUGGUGGAUAAGGACUACCAUGAAGAGACCAUCAAGUUUCUUCAGUACUACUUGGAGAGACUUAAAUUAGAGUGGGGGAUUUCGGACAGCAUUGCCAUAGAUGAUCUUGCUGAAAACAGCCACUUUACGGGAUUUUUCAGUCUUUUGAACAACUUUAGAUUGCACAGAAAUAAGAUGCCUUUGCUACACAAAUCUCUAAUGAAUACCACGAUCUUACAGUUACUCAAAAAAACACUUCUAUUGCAUAAAACUUUGGAACCAUCUUACCUUGAGGAUUAUUUGAAGGUGCUUUAUAGAUAUCUUGAAUGGAAUCCUCGUCCUUCUAGGUUUGUCAUCAAGAUGGCCAAUUACUAUUUUCUCAGCUUUCUUUCGAGAAUGGCCGAUGUCAACUGUGCAGUCUUGGUCAGUUAUUUGGUCUCGCUAUUUCCAAAUUCUAGAGAGCUUCUAACAUCUACGGGACUGUUGAAUAUGCUAUUCAACGGUAGCGUGAAAACGGAGUUUGAUCCUGAUCAUGAGUUUCUACAUCCGCAGAUUCGGGAAGAACUCGUACUCACUAAUGAGUAUCCUACUCUUGAAACUCUCAAUCUCAUAUAUGCCAAGUAUCUAUUUGAAAACACUCCUUCCAAGAUUCAGACGAGAUUUCUUUUUGAUGGGUACAUCAACUCUAUUAUAGAGGUUCAGCGGUCUCAAAAAUCGCAUCUGCAUCCUUUCUCAUCCAACUGCCACAACUCUAUUGUUUUGGAGACAUUUCUAAGGUAUUCACUCUACAAUUUGAAGAAACCAAGGUUUGCCUGCAAUUUACUUAUCAAGUACUUGGAUUCUGUUCAUUCUUGCAAAUAUCACACUCAUGCCUUGUCGAGAUUACUAGCAGAGCUUGCAUCAAAGGACAUUUCAGAAACUUGCCAGUUGGUGAAUACCUUGAAGAGGAAAUGCAAAUUGGAAACUCCAGUUUUUGUCGCCAUUAUUGACAACUUGAUCCGCAUCAACGAGCUCGAAAGUGCCAGGGAAUAUUAUGACUACCUUUGCAGUAACAGUAGGCUGGUUGUCAAUUUGAAAAAGGGUGAUGCUGACCGGUUUUAUCAGGAGUAUGGGUGGCCUAUUCCGAAAAGUCAUGCUAGGAAGAGUACUGAAAUGUUGCCUGUCUGGCUCUCAUGUGAGGAGACAUUCGAUGUCACCAAAGUCAUCGAGUUCCUUGAAACGUAUAAGCCCUAA
Molecule: messenger RNA, 1779 nt
Organism: Brettanomyces nanus
Lineage: Eukaryota; Fungi; Ascomycota; Pichiomycetes; Pichiales; Pichiaceae
Exons: 1
Coding region: 1-1779 (592 amino acids)
Source: RefSeq, a predicted model, not a curated record